This is a messenger RNA of Girardinichthys multiradiatus, 3202 nucleotides long. It is a transcript of the gene ptpdc1a, whose product is annotated as protein tyrosine phosphatase domain containing 1a. Gene Ontology annotation, biological process: protein dephosphorylation; cilium assembly. The record is from RefSeq and is a predicted model, not a curated record. The transcript has 10 exons. Gene Ontology annotation, molecular function: protein tyrosine/serine/threonine phosphatase activity. The coding region runs from base 231 to 2309 and encodes 692 amino acids. Lineage: Eukaryota; Metazoa; Chordata; Actinopteri; Cyprinodontiformes; Goodeidae.
GAGGCUGAGGUCACGUGGUGCAUCCGGACCGUUAUACCCGACAUCACGUCAGGUUGCUAGGUAAGCUAGUUAGCUAGCUGCGCUUAGUUGACCAAAUGAUGUACCUGGAAGGACGGAACGCUUUACAACCCGCCAGCGUUAACACAACAGCGGCUUUGGGGAGAUGACGAGACUAUGUCAGAUACUGUAAAGACUUCCCCGCUUAAGGACGUAAGGAAAACGCCCCAGCCAUGGCAGCUGGUGUCAGCAUACUGACUGACCUGCCCCACACCAGCAGGGUUUCCCGUAGAGAGGAGAUCAGCGUAGAGAUGGAGACAGCCAACACAAGAGUCCCCACAGCAAAGUAUACCAAGAUGGGAGAAACACUGAGACAUGUCAUUCCUGGUCACAUGCAGUGCUCCAUGGCCUGUGGAGGGAAAGCCUGUAAAUAUGAGAACCCCUCUCGCUGGAGUGACGAGGAGCAAGCUAUUAAAGGGCUCUAUUCAUCCUGGAUUACUGACAACUUGCUAGCUAUGGCGAGGCCUUCCUCUGAAGUUAUUGAAAAAUAUAAUAUAAUCCAGCAGUUUCAAAGGUGUGGUUUGAAGACUGUUAUUAACCUGCAGAGACCCGGGGAGCACGCCAGUUGUGGCUAUCCACUGGAGCAGGAGAGUGGCUUCACCUAUCGACCUGAAAUUUUCAUGGAGGCAGGCAUCUAUUACUACAACUUUGGAUGGAAAGACUAUGGUGUCGCAUCUUUGACAACAAUACUUGAUAUGGUGAAAGUCAUGUCGUUUGCUGUUCAAGAAGGAAAAAUUGCAGUCCACUGCCAUGCUGGUCUCGGAAGAACAGGUGUGUUAUUUGCGUGUUAUUUGGUUUUCACCACCCGGAUGAAUGCUGAUCAAGCCAUCCUGUUUGUACGAGCCAAAAGACCCAACUCCAUCCAGACUAGAGGGCAGCUGCUGUGUGUCCGGGAGUUUGCCCAGUUCCUGGUCCCUCUGCGAAGUGUGUUUUCAUGCGUAGAACCCAAAGCAAGUGCCGUCACCUUGUCCCAGUACCUUACCCGGCAGCGCCACCUACUGCAUGGCUAUGAGGCCCGGCAGAUGAAGAACGUGCCAAAGAUUGUCCAGUUGGUGUGCAGGCUCCUGGUUGACAUUGCAGCCAACAGACAGGUGGUGAUUGAAGAGGAGUGGCUGGAGAUCCCUGACCUGACUGCUGAGGUGGAGAAAACCGUGUCCCAGCAGGCCCUUCAGCAGCUGGGGAAAGAAAUGGUUGGGAAAGGGAUUCCUGUCCUACCUUGUUCAUCACACACACUCAACUCAGCGGCACAACUGACCAGACCUUCAUGUGAUCAACCCCUCGCCAGCGAUAAUGAGCUGGACCCACUGUGGAGACAACAGAACUUAGGAAGUCCUCCAAGAUCUCUGUCUAAAAAUAGGAGUCUCAGCGACUCUUUGCUUAACAAGCAUGGGCUCUGCCAGGAGCAUGUAGAGAACAUUAGUAAACCAAUAAGCUGCCUGAUGGGACAUUCAUUGUCUCACAGCAACCUUACUACCUGUAACCAGUCCAGCUACUGUUACCUCUGUACACAGAACAUAAACUCAAAAGCAGGAGCAAAACAAGAUCUGGGCAUGUGUGUUUCACAAAAGAGGCAUCACAGUUUAAGUUCCCAUUUGUCAGAUCUUGGAAAGAACUCUUACUUUGAUGCCACACUGCCUCCCUUUCCACUCCAGAACAGCUUCAUAGCCAGUGCAGAGUGUGUGGAUGGAGGAACUGGCCUAGGAGAUGCUCUAGAAGCCCCUCACAUCAGCCUCCAGUCUGAGCUAUCACCAGCGAACAGGCGCCUGAUGGUGACCAAAGCUCUGGCCAUGGACCUGACUGAUAAGGACAAAGAAGUCAUGUCCAAGGUUUUAAUGUGGCAGACAGAGCUGAACUCCAGAGAGGGAACUUGGGAGAGGCUGUGUAACGAAAGAGACCCUCUGGUCCUCUCCAGUCUGAUGUGGUCAUGGCUGGAGCAGCUCAAAGAUCCAGUCAUUAGCCAUGAGGAUGUUCAAUCGCUUGGAGGGAAGAAUGUAAACCCACAGAAUGCCCUCAACUCUCUGGAAAAGGGUCACAGGCUCACUUUGCUGUGCAUCCUAGACUGUGCCGCUCAUCUCCUGCCAGUACCUGAAGGUGUGCUGAUGUCUUUUCUUAACCGGACAAUCAAAGUGUUCACGAGGACUGAUCCAGCCUCAGACAAGAAUGAGUCACUGUACAUACCACUUAAAGCAAUCCUGACUCCUAUUCUUUAUGAGUUGUAUGACAAGGCUGUGGAGACGACCAAAGACUCCUGAUGGGCUGCAACGCUGUUUUAUCUGACAGGACCUCAACUCACAAGCAGGGUUCAGGCUCCUUUGGGGGCAUUAAUACACCCAAUGCCAGUUCCUUGCACCAGAUACAUUAGUGACCUACCAGUCUAUAUAGUUUGAAGCUUUUUCAGUGAGGGGUUUAUUAAUAUGAUUUAGACUUUUCUUAAUAGACACUAACUACUGCCAUUGUUGAUGUUAAUGUGCCACUGUACUCAGCCUGAAACAUUUGUGUGUUACUUAUUUUACUGAGGAACUACACGCUUGUAGUGUCUGACUUUUAUCUGGCACAAAGAUCGUUUUAACAAAUAAUUAUAUUUAAAUGUGUCAUGAACCCAAAGAUGUUUUACACUGUACACAUUUUUUUACUACAUCUUAUUUAUUCAAAUCGUUUAAUUUCAAGAACAACUGGGUUAGUGGCUUGAGUUUAGCAAACCACAGGGUUUACUUCAUAAAGAGUCUCAAGUUAGAUGCCAAACUUAGGCAAUGUUUUGACAAUUCAUGUUCAUCUAGCCACUGUGCUUUUAUUAAUCUGUGUAACUGGAUGUCCUUAAUAUUAUUUACAACAUAAAACCUCUAAUUCUAAUGUUCUGUUUUGCUGUUGCAGUCUGUGCUGCACUGCCUCGCUCAGCGGGACCCUUUACCAUCAUGUUUGUUCAUGUGUGAGGAUCGAUGUGCGUGUGUGUGUUGGGAUGUGGUGGGGGGGCUUGGAGAAGUCAAAAUAUUGCCUCUCACCUCAUUUGUCUCAUGUAUGGAGUGAAUGUUGCUUUGACCUGCUAACGUGGUGAAUGUGGAACACUGAGGGGAUUUUUUAAAGAGCACUAAGCUUGUGUUCUUUCUAAAGGUUACUUCAUAUAGAAAUAAAUGUCUCUGACUUGCAA